Messenger RNA from Pimephales promelas (fathead minnow), 1755 nucleotides. It is a transcript of the gene cmtm6, whose product is annotated as CKLF like MARVEL transmembrane domain containing 6. Gene Ontology annotation, cellular component: membrane. The record is from RefSeq and is a predicted model, not a curated record. NCBI's taxonomy places the organism in Eukaryota, Metazoa, Chordata, Actinopteri, Cypriniformes, Leuciscidae.
CUCGUUAAAGAAAACUGAGGCAGUGCGGAAGUGAGACACACAAGUAGGCUACACAAAGGACGCGUGAAAGGCAUAAACAGAGCACAAAACAACCCUCCGAUCAAACAACGAGAUUUAACUACAGUAUACAGCAUGGCCACUACAGAAACGGUAUACAACGCCACCACCACAACAGAGCAGAUUCCCAAAACUAGAAAAUGGUUAAACGUGCCAUCAGAGAAUCUGGAGAAAAUUCGAUUUGUGAUCAAAGUGAUUGAAGUGCUGCUUUCGUUCGUGGCGUUUGUGAUGGAGGAGGUCGUGUCCAACUGUUCACAAUGUGGACCGCUCUACUUCUUUGAAUUUGUCAGUUGCACAGCCUUCCUCUUCACUCUGUUGCUCCUCAUCCUCCUGGCUACAACGUUGCACCAGAGAGUCGGAAUUAACAGCUGGCCUACUCUGGAUUUUGGAUACACAACAGCUAUGGCAUUUCUGUUCCUCCUUGCCAGCAUUGUGUUUGCGGCAGACAAUGGUCAGACGAGCCUGGAGCAGGGCACUGUGGCAUUUGGUUUCAUGGCCACGAUAGCCUUCUUUGUUGACUUUGGCUACUUUUUGAAAACUCGCGGUAUUCCUUGCCGAAAGGGAAGCAACCAACCAACAGACACAGCAAGACCAGAGAUUGAGAAACUUAAUUCUAAUGGAACUGAAUGAGCCUUGCUAGUGUUUUCACCAGCAAACUGCUGUUGUAUUCAAAAGCUUUUUUCCCCUUUUGACAAACAAUUUUUUAUACAUGAGAAAUGUUUUUUUUUUUUACCCAAAGCAAAAAAUGUCUUAAUAAUUCCAUUUCAGUCAGUUACUAACUGGCAUGUUGGACCAGUUUUAUAUUGUGCCUUAGCUGUUUUUAUAUUUUUACACAAGUCUUAAUUUCACGGUUGAAGUAGGAGAUCAUUCAUAUCUAGAGGUUUCUCGGUUUGGGAAUCUUCUAUUAUUUUGUAAUGACAAUUUUUACACUGAAAAACAAAAAAGUACAGCCUACAAAUGAAGUUUUUGGCCCUAACAGAAGUAUGUUUUCUGCGUCAUUGUACUCUUAUCUUAUGAGUUAACAAGUACAAAAAGAUGCACUGUAUUUUUAAAAGAAGUACUCAUUCCUGAUGCUUUUGUAGCUAUAUGUCCUUAAAAAUAUAUAUUUUGGUAAAAAAACAGGAUUCAAUCAUGUUGAAACGAAUGAUUUAAAAUUACCUGUUUUAUGACCGGAAUAUGGAUAUAGUAUUGGAUACGAGGCUAAAACAAAUCAUGAAAUAAUCUUGUGGGACAGGUAAAUAUUGCACUGUAUACACAAAUGUCCUUAAGUCAGUUUUACUGUUGAAUGUGGUGACAACAAGACAUUGUUUUUAUGGCCCUGUGACUAUCAUAUUUCGCUGUGCAAGGGAUGUUAGGGGUGUACAGUAAUAGAUUGUUUUUUUUAUUGAAAUAAUCUGUCAUUUUUGUAUUGUGUGGAACUAGAAAUGUUGUAUAUUUUUCUCUUGUGCUUUAUCUCGUUCCAUGUAAGCCCAGCUUGUGUUUUUGUUAGGGAGGAAGUGCUUUAAAUAUGAUUCCAAACAGAUGUCUUUAUUCGGAGGUAUGCGCGUGAAAGGCCCAAAUGUGUUUGUUUAAAUGCCCGCGGAGAUGAACGGACUGCAAGUUUUCCAAGACACUAAUCUGCCUUCCGCUUCCUGUGUUGUGACUGACUGCUGCUUUCUGUGUUAAAGGUGGAAUACCUAAGAUUUUUGCAUUAAAAUA